AUGGAGCCUGUCUUUGCUCUCUUACAUGUGGUAAUAGCCAUCAUCAAUUUCUCCAAAUCUAAUGGGACUGCUUGUAUCCUGCAAGGAGAGUCUGCCUACCCACAGCUAUCAAAGGAUGGUGAUAUUAUAGUUGGAGGGAUUUUUUCUUUUCAUGGCAGUUGGGAGAUCACAGACUCGUCCUAUGUAGUCCCACCACCUCCAGUGAAGUGUACAAGUCUUGAAGUCAGAGCCUUACAGUCUUCACAGUCUGUGAUGUUUGCAGUAGAGGAGAUCAACAACAGUUCCUCUUUACUGCCUGGUGUCUCACUGGGCUAUAAAAUCUAUGACACCUGUACUUCCAAAGCAGUGGGGGUUCAGGUGGCUAUGGCACUUGUUAAUGGAAAUGAGAAAACAGUCUCAGAUGAGGUUUGCACAAAACCAGGUCAGGUACAAGCCAUAAUAGGAGAGACCUUCUCAUCAGUGUCCAUGCCUGUUGCAAUGAGUAUUGGACCUUUCAGCAUUCCCUUAAUCAGUCACGGUGCCACCUGUGAGUGUCUCAGUGACAAAAGGAAAUAUCCCUCAUUUCUGCGUACUAUUCCCAGUGAUUACCACCAGAGCAGAGCACUGGCAGAAAUGGUCAGGCACUUUGGCUGGACCUGGGUGGGGGCUAUAAGAAGAGAUGAUGACUAUGGCAACAGUGGGAUGGCUGCAUUUACUCAAGUUGCACAACAAUGGGACAUAUGCUUAGAAUAUUCCCUUCCAUUUUAUAAAACUUACUCACAGGAAAAAGUUACGAGAAUCAUCGAGCACAUCAAAAGCUCCACUUCUCGAGUGAUAGUGGGAUUUGUUGACCCCUCAGACUUAGAGAUUUUGCUGGAUGUAUUCUUUCAGCACAACAUCACUGGAUACCAGUGGGUAGGAACUGAGGCUUGGAUCUUAAAUCCAGUUUUGGCCACACUGGACAAAAACAACAUACUGCAAGGAGCCAUAGGACUGGCUGUCCCCAAAACAGAAGUGAAAGGUUUAAAGGAGUUCAUUCUAGAUUUAAACCGAGUGAAAUCUGCAGGCAGUGCCAUUUUUACUAAAUACUGGGAGACAUUAUUUCAUUGUAAAUAUAAAGUACAGAAUAAUUCAGAUGACUCACCAGUGUGCACAGGAAAAGAGAAAUUGUCUGAAAUUGACAGCAUGUUUACUGACAUGUCCCUGAUGCCAUAUUUUAAUAAUGUGUAUAAAGGGGUUUAUGCUAUUGCCCAUACCCUACAUGAUCUUCUUGGAUGUAAAGAAACAUGUCCAACAAAACAGCAGCCUGAUUCUCUCACAUUUCUUGAACAGUUGAAAAUGGUGCAUUUCAAAACUAAAGAGGGUGAAGAGGUUUAUUUUGAUAUAAAUGGUGACCCUGCUGCAAGAUAUGAGGUCAUAAACUGGCAGACAAAUAAAGAACAUCAACAUGACUUUGUCACUGUUGGACUGUAUGACUCCACGUUCAAUGUUAACAACCGAUUAACAAUAAAUGUGUCUUCCAUUGUGUGGGCACAAAAUAUUAAUAAGGUGCCAAUAUCAGUGUGUAGUAAAAACUGCCCUCCGGGUACUAGAAAAGCUGUACAGAAAGGAAAGCCUGUAUGCUGCUUUGACUGUAUACCAUGUGCAGAAGGAGAGAUCAGUAAUAUAACAGAUUCUAUUAAAUGUGAACAGUGCUAUCAGGACUAUUGGUCAAAUGCACAGAGGGAUAAAUGUGUAAGAAAGGAAACUGAAUAUCUGUCUUAUGAGGAAACUAUGGGAGUUUUGCUAACAGCUUUUGCUAUUAUUGGUGCACUUGUGACACUGGUAAUAUUAGUAAUAUUCUUUAAAUAUAAAAAGACUCCAAUAGUCAAAGCUCACAACUCAGAGCUGAGCUUCCUGCUGCUCUUCUCUCUGACUCUAUGUUUCCUCUGUUCACUUACUUUCAUUGGUCGGCCCUCUGAGUGGUCCUGUAUGCUGCGCCACACAGCGUUUGGGAUCACCUUCGUCCUCUGCAUCUCCUGUGUUCUGGGCAAAACAAUAGUGGUUUUAAUGGCCUUCAGGGCUAGACGUCCAGGCAGUAAUGUCAUGAAAUGGUUUGGGCCUCCACAGCAGAGAUUCAGUGUCUUUUCCUUUACUCUCAUACAGGUCCUUAUUUGUGUGCUUUGGCUAUUUAUUUCCCCUCCUUUUCCCUUCAAAAAUCUGAAAGUAUACAAGGACAAGAUUAUUCUAGAAUGUCAUUUAGGCUCAUCCAUAGGUUUCUGGGCUGUACUGGGUUAUAUAGGAUUCCUGGCUCUGUUAUGUUUUUUCUUGGCCUUUCUAGCACGGAAGUUGCCUGAUAACUUUAAUGAAGCCAAAUUCAUCAUUUUCAGCAUGCUCAUAUUCUGUGCAGUUUGGAUAACCUUUAUUCCAUCUUAUGUCAGCUCUCCUGGAAAAUUCACUGUAGCUGUGGAGAUUUUUGCUAUUCUGGCCUCAAGCUUUGGUUUGCUAUUCUGUAUAUUUCUUCCAAAGUGUUACAUAAUCAUACUGAAACCAGAGAAGAACACUAAAAAACAACUUAUUGGUAAAAUGACAAUUAACUGA
Electrophorus electricus (electric eel) is the source of this 2559-nucleotide messenger RNA. Its product is annotated as extracellular calcium-sensing receptor-like. Gene Ontology annotation, biological process: G protein-coupled receptor signaling pathway. Lineage: Eukaryota; Metazoa; Chordata; Actinopteri; Gymnotiformes; Gymnotidae. Gene Ontology annotation, molecular function: G protein-coupled receptor activity. The record is from RefSeq and is a predicted model, not a curated record. Gene Ontology annotation, cellular component: plasma membrane.